GUUACAAUUAACUUUCCGCUUUGCUCUUGCAAGUUGAUGAUCUAUGAUUUCCUUAUCAUCAGAGUCAAAUGGAAAAUUAUUUACCAAGUUGACCAGUAAAUCAUCAACAUCAUCUUCUUCAUUGAUAAUCUCAUAUUUUAUGGUUGACUUUUGUGUACAUUCAUUGAGUAAAUCAAUUUUGUAUAAAGACAGAUCAGUCAAGACGGUUGAUUAAAAUUCAAUUGGGUCGUCAGGAAGAUAAAAAAGAGUUGAUGAAGACGAACAAAGAGUGAUGAUAAGUUUGUUUUGUGAUCAAAUCAAAAAGAUAACCAGAGUAAAUCAAUUGUCCAACAAAAUAACCAAACUUGAUCAAAUGUUCAUCUUUCUUUAUAUUCAACCGAUUGCCUGUUAAAUCUUAAUUAAUUGAAAAACUUGUAUUCUUUCUAACAUAAUCAUCUUUAUAACCAAUAUGAAAUAUAUCAUCAUAUCAGCAGUUGUAUUGACAACAAUCAUCAUAUCAGCCACAAUAGUUUUAGGUAAAUGUAUAAAUGGAAAAGAUCAAACUGAUUGGGCCAAACAAAUGGUCGGUAAAAUGGGUUUCGAUGAUACCAAACCAGUUCGUUUGCCGAGAAGACUUCUUGGUGAUGUGUAUUUAAAACGAGGCUUUAUUCACGGCAUGGAAUCGGUCAAAUUAUCUCAAGAACCUGUCCUGUUAAUUUGUCACAAUGAAUCAAUAGGAGCCAUUCAAUUGAAACUUGUCGUUGAAAAUGUAACCUUUAAUUAUGACUGGGUUUACGGUGAUGAUGAAAGCUGGGGAAUAGCAAAAACACCGCCACAGCGAAUGUAUAUUGAUAUUGAUAUUGAACAGUCUGAUGAAUCAAAGAAACCAGUGAUGCUCGGUAUGUACAUAACUAAAAUAACGAAUACCAAGUUUUCGGUUGAAGUCAAUGGAAGUAAAGAUCGCAUGUCUGAUGCUUUUGACCAUCGAUAUCAAGUCGCUUUGGUUACACGGACUUUUAUUGCUCGUGAUGCUGGCCUGGCAAUUACAAUGGAAGUUUCUCCAAAAGUUACUGAUUUUCUCUUCUACAAUAAACUUGAAAUUUAAUAACUAUCAAGAUUAUUAAGGUUAACCAGAUUGACACACGUUAAAGUGAAUUGAUCAACCUUUUUCAAGCAUCCAUUGUGAGAAUAAAGAAAGUGCUUUGGUUUUAUCAUUGAUUGUUGUAUUAUUGAAACAUUGCUUUUUGAUAAACGAAUCAAGAAAAAUAUGAAAAUUGAAAACAUUUUUGUGAAGGUAAAAUAAACAAGAUUGUUUUACGGAUUUGCGUUUCUUUUCAUCUCUAAGUUGUUAAUGAUUCUUAUGUAUUCGCCAAUUGGUUUAAAUUGAAUCGGGUUUAGUUAUUUCUUUUUUUUUUGUUUGUUUACUUUUUUACGUUUACAUCAUUUUGGUAGAGUAAAUGUAUUUACAGGUAUUGACAGUGUGCUCUAUAUAAAUACUAUUUACAACAAAAGUAAUUAAGUUUUGGUUAAACACAACACUGCUGAUUGUGAGUGUUACAUUUGUUUGUUUGUUUCUUGUGAAAAACAUUCAAUCAAGAAUAAAAUGAUUACAAAGAAAAAGGAGACUUUAGAAAGUUGAAGUUUCCAGAAGAAAGGAGGAAAUUAUGGACAAGUUUUUAGGGAAAUAUGAAGAAAAAUAUCCGAAUGUAACAGGAUUUGAUAAUUGUAAGUGAUGACAGCGAUUUUAGUUAUCAUAUCAGUAUUAUCACCAUCAUUUAAAUCGUCGACGCAGUCGAUUUUGCACAUUAAUUAAAAAUGCUUGUUGAAAAUGAGUUGUGAAUCUGAAGGAUGAUAGAAUUAAAAAUAAUUCUCGAUGUAAUGCUGAUUAACACCAUUUGUUAAAUCAAAGGGCGAACAAUAUGAAGAAUGAUGAUCAAUUAUAUAAAUGAUCGGCGUUUAAAUCCAAUCGAAUCACAGUGAUUCAAAAACAUGAUAAAAAGUAUGAACAGCAAAAAUUGGUUCAGCCAAAUUGAAGCUGAUUUGAGUGCUUUGGUAUCUUCUUAAUUCAAAGAGUAUUUUCCUUCCAAUUCCAGAAGUUUAUUCAGUGGUUUGCGUCUCUCGUGUUUUUAUUUUUUUUCUGCCUUUCCAGUUAUCAAGUACGAUGAUACCUAACAUCAAUCUCGAGAUAUGCUCAAUUUAAAAAU
This is a messenger RNA of Tetranychus urticae (two-spotted spider mite), 2183 nucleotides long. RefSeq lists its product as uncharacterized. The record is from RefSeq and is a predicted model, not a curated record. NCBI's taxonomy places the organism in Eukaryota, Metazoa, Arthropoda, Arachnida, Trombidiformes, Tetranychidae.